Molecule: messenger RNA, 1007 nt
Organism: Myripristis murdjan (pinecone soldierfish)
Lineage: Eukaryota; Metazoa; Chordata; Actinopteri; Holocentriformes; Holocentridae
Product: histone H1-like
Exons: 1
Coding region: 39-665 (208 amino acids)
Biological process (GO): nucleosome assembly
Cellular component (GO): nucleosome
Molecular function (GO): DNA binding; structural constituent of chromatin
Source: RefSeq, a predicted model, not a curated record
GCCUGCUGUGAAUUGACCAGACGACAGGAGACGAGAAAAUGGCAGAAGUAGCUCCAGCUCCGGCCGCCCCCGCCGCCGCGCCGGCGAAAGCCCCCAAGAAGAAGAGCGUCAAGCCCAAGAAGACCGGCCCCAGUGUCGGGGAGCUCAUCGUCAAGGCCGUGUCCGCCUCCAAGGAGCGCGGCGGCGUCUCUCUGGCCGCCGUCAAGAAGGCUCUAGCCGCCGGCGGCUACGACGUGGACAAGAACAAGGCUCGCGUCAAGAUCGCUGUCAAGAAGCUCGUCACCAAAGGCACGCUGCUCCAGACAAAGGGCACCGGAGCCUCCGGAUCCUUCAAGCUCAACAAGAAGAUCAAGGCCGACAAGCCCAAGAAGAAGCCCGCCGCGGCCAAGAAGCCCAAAAAGCCUUCCGCCAAGAAACCCGCCGCCAAGAAACCCGCCACGGCCAAAAAGCCUAAGAAGCCCGCGGCAAAGAAGCCCGCCGCCGCAAAGAAGACGCCCAAGAAGGCCAAGAAGCCAGCGGCGCCCAAGAAAGCCGCCAAGAGCCCCAAGAAGGCGCCCAAGAAGCCAGCCGCCAAGCCCAAGAAGGCCGCCGCCAAACCCAAGAAGCCUGCCGCCAAGAAGGUCGCCAAGCCCAAAGCAAAGAAGGCGGCUCCCAAGAAGAAGUAAAGUCCAGCAUACUUCCACACUACAACCAUAAAGGCUCUUCUAAGAGCCACACACUGCUCACCCAAAAGACCAAAUCUUUAUACCACCCCUAAUAUACUACGGUUGAUCAAAAGUGCACUGGAAUUUCAUGUACACAUUCAUUUCCAGUCAAUACAAACGACCAAAUUGCUCUCCUCCCCUCUCCCCCCACCAUGGCUUCAACACUUAAACUACAUCACGACCAUCUUUACUUCUUCAUUUCGACUACAAAACACACACACACACACACAUUGACCUCACGUAUUCACACUUAACGUGGCAUCCAAACAACUCAGCCAUCGGGACUGCAACCAGCUAACAUGG